This is a messenger RNA of Seriola aureovittata, 4801 nucleotides long. It is a transcript of the gene creb3l1, whose product is annotated as cAMP responsive element binding protein 3-like 1. Bases 257 to 1759 code for a protein of 500 amino acids. Lineage: Eukaryota; Metazoa; Chordata; Actinopteri; Carangiformes; Carangidae. The transcript has 13 exons. Gene Ontology annotation, molecular function: cAMP response element binding; DNA-binding transcription factor activity, RNA polymerase II-specific. Gene Ontology annotation, biological process: regulation of transcription by RNA polymerase II. The record is from RefSeq and is a predicted model, not a curated record.
GGAGAGUCAGCUUCACGCUCACAGCUGGAUGGAUAGCAGCGUCUCCGCCACAGCAGGAGAAGGAUGUGAAAUUUCGACAUUUUUCAACUUUUGUCAGUGAAAGAAAAGCAGCAGCUGGACACGUUCAGACGGUGAAAAUAACGGCAGGACGCUAAACCGCUGCGUUUUUAAUGAGUUGAUUUUAAGAUUUGCGUUCACCGCCAGUCUACAGAGCUACUGACCAUCAGUCCAGUGAGCCUCACAGACACAGACAGUCAUGAUGGAGUCUAUCUUAGACAGUUUAACAGCAGAGAAACUCUACCCGUCCGGAGGCACCAACCUGUUGGACCUGGAGGAACUCAGCGACGGAGAUUUCCUCACUAAUGUGCCUUUCUCAGGUGAUCAGAUGGACGACUUCAGCAGUGAAUUAUUCAACAGUUUCUUUGACGACCAUCUAUUAGAGCGACCCCUGCUGGCAGACAGACCUUCCCUUUUACACAUGGACAUAGACAGCAGUCCAGAUAUUCAAGCAGAGCACAGCUACUCUUUGAGUGAAGACUCCGCCCCCCAGAGCCCAGCGCUGUCAAUCAAAAUGGACCAAGAGUCUGAGUUUGAAUGGAGCUUCAGUCAGGACCUGUCAGCCAUCUUGGUGAAACAGGAGGAACCUGAUGUGGUCCAAAGGUUAGAUCCUCAGCCUCUGGAAGGCCCGCCCCUCAUAUUAAGCCCAGCCCCCCCACACAGAGGAUCGGCUUGGAAACACACGGAGCGCAGUCAAGAUGAUAUGAAGCCAGUGGCUAUAAAAGAUGAACCCAGAGAGAUUGGACAGUAUCUCAGCCUGCCCAGCGACGACGCUCUCCAGCUCCCGCCCACCCCUCCCAGCAGUAACCACGGCGACAGUGACGGCUCCCUGCCUCCCUCCUCCCCACACCUCCCUCUGCCCCCGUCUUCCCCUCAACCACAACAGAGACCAGGAGGUCGUGCCUCUUCCUCCUCCUCAUCCUCUUCCUCCGCCAUCUCCUCUUCACCUCUCCUCACUGCACCACAUAAGUUGCAGGGUUCAGGACCCCUCAUGCUGACAGAAGAAGAGAAGAGGACCCUGGUUGCUGAGGGUUACCCAGUACCCAACAAACUUCCUCUCACCAAGAGUGAAGAGAAGGCACUGAAGAGAGUCAGACGGAAGAUUAAAAAUAAGAUCUCAGCUCAGGAGAGUCGGAGGAAGAAGAAAGAGUAUGUGGAAUGUCUGGAGAAGAAGGUGGAGAACUACACGUCAGAAAACAGCGAUCUAUGGAGAAAAGUAGAAAACCUGGAGACUGCCAACAGGUCUCUGCUACAGCAGCUCCAGAAGCUCCAGUCAUUGAUUUCAGGGAAAGUUGUUCCCCGUUCUUGUAAAAUGGCCUCAACUCAAACAGGGACAUGCCUCAUGAUGGUGGCUGUGUGUUUUGUCCUGGUGUUGGGCUCCUUCUCCCCCUGCCUCUCACCCCUCUCCUUCCUCACUCACGCCUCCUCUUUGUCCUCCACCUCUUCUUCCUCCUCUCCUCCCCCUCUUCCGUCAGCGGACCUCUACACCACCAGUCAGGUGCGUUCCCGCAGCCUGCUCUUCUACAAUGAAGGGGCUCCACUGGAGGAGAGUUCAGUGACAGAAGGGGAGAGGCUACAGUCAGAAGCCCACUCCCACAUCCAGACAAGCCGUUACACAGCUGACGCCCACAGCAACCAGACAACUGGGCCCAAGUUAGACCGGAGAGAAACAAAACCAGACGGAGUCUCAGAGUUUUUCUGACAGACCGCAUGACCCCUCCUCCCAUGACUUCUCACCUCUGACCCCUAAAAAAGCCAAAACCUCCGGAGUCCUGAGCUCAGCAGGCUUCAUAUCAACAUCCAACUGGACCAAAACAUACCUGUGUCUACAUUACUAUGUCAGCAAGUCCAUCAUCAUCAUCAUCAUCAUCAUCAUCAUCAUCCCUUCUAGCGAGUGACUUUCUCUGCUUCAAGACUUCACGACUCAUCCUCCACAGCCAGCGUCCUGCUCGUACGUAACGCUUCACUUCUCUGCUUCAGCAGACUCUGCUACACCUGAAUACUUGAUUUUAAAGGGACCUUAUUAUUGGAGUUUCCAUUUUUAUGCAUUUAAAUACAGAAUAAUUCAUUCAAUACCCAACUAAUCCAUCCAUAUUCAGCUUAAACAACCGUACAUUACAUGAAAAACAUGGUCAUGACAGACCUAAAACAGCCACUCUCGCCAUGUAGCAAAGAGAAAACAGUGAUACAUCCUGCACCUUUAUACCCAAAAACAUAAAUAUGGAAACUUGACGGACCUCCACUGUGGGAUUUUGGUGUAUGUUAGAAUGUGGUGUUAGUACUCUAGAUCCAUUACAUUGGAUCGUUGCUUUAAUUUUUAACCAAUCACUUACUUUAUGUUAAUCAAGGGCUGCAACAAAUGAUUAUCGUGAUUAUCGAGUCAUCUAUCAGUUAUUCUUUUGACUAAUCAAUUAAUCACUUAGUCCAGAAAAUGUAAAACAAUUGUGAAAAAGGCCUGUCACAGUCUCCAAGAGGUCAAAGUGACAUCUUUAAAUGUCUUUUUUUUUUCAGAUUCUCACAUUUGAGAAACUAAAGACAGAAUUCUUGGCAUUUUUCCUUGGUGAUUAAUCGAUUAUCAGAAUUGUCGCUGAUUCAUUUUCUGUCAUCAGCUAAUCGAGUAAUCAUUUCAGCUCUUUUAGAACAGCACAUUUGAAUGCAACAUGAGUUGCUACAAACACAUCCUGUGUAAAAGUGCCUUUCACUUGCUUCAGUCAAAUAUGACUAACUUGGCCUUACACCUAAUGUCCACACAGACGAUUAUAGAGGCGGAAAUGUAACUCUAACUAGAUUACACACUGUUUAAAUCAGAGCUGGCCCCAGUCUCUUGAGGGACUGGAUGAAUGUUCAGAAUCCAAACAUUUUAUUUCACAUGCCUCUCAAUGUAUUUGGGGGCAUCGCAGUAAAAGCUUUGUGGCAAAAUCACCUUGGCUAUGAGCCAGCUUUGGUUAGAACAGCUUGAAAAGCCAGUUGUGUAAUGGGUUUUCAGUUAGAGUUACACAUAAACAUGUAAUGUGUUUUAUUUUUACAUUUUUUAAAGUUGUAGUUUUUCACUUUCAAAUUCUGACCACAACUCUAUAUUAUUUUUGGGCAGGAAACCAUAUUUUCAUAUCCAGGGACCAUUAAAGGGGUUCUGACAGAGGUUGGGAAAGAAUGACAUAAAAGUAUUUUUAUGGAAUUAAAAAAUUGUAUAUGUAAUAUAUUUGCAGCAUCAAAAAAGAGCAUAUUUAAUUUAUGCAACAAAAAAAGAAAUAAUGAAAUGUUUUUAAAGUUAGUUUAUCUUAUUGUCUCAUUUUUCUAAAUAAUGUUUACAAAAAAAACACAAAAAUACAACUUAUAAUAUAUUCUGAGCAUCAAAAAAGGGCAUAUUUAUUUUAUGCAAAAAAAAAAAAGGAAUUGUAUGUUGUGUUUUGGCAUUUAGGAUGAUGUGAAGUUUUACAUGAUGGUGUGUAGUUUACAUGGUGUGUCAUGGAUUGUAAAACUUUGACAUGAUCUGUUUGUGUCUUUUAACUGUAAUACAGUCUUUAUGUUUCACUGCUGUCGUAUGAAAACCUCUGCAGGUCUUUUUUAUUCCCUUAUGAUUUAAAAAUCAAUUGAAAAAAAUCCAAUUUUACCCAGAAGUUAAAGUUCUUGACCCAGAAAGCCAAAGAAAUUUAUCACAAACCAACUGCAAACCUGUAAAAAUUAUAAUACGGUCAAUAAUGUGUAAUAUAAAUAUUUUUCUGCUAUAAAAACAUCCUAUGACCUCGAAGCAGCAGAGGAAACAUCUAAAACAUUAACUAAAUGAGCUCAUGCGACAGCAGUGCAUGUUGUAUUUAUUCCUGUUUGUAGAAAGUGUGUAUAUAUUGAUGAAGCCAAUCAGGGGACUAAAACAUUCCAGGAAGUAAAACACCGCUAGCUUUGUUCUCUCCACAAUUUGAAGGAACACCAGGACAUUAGAAAAAAGUUUUUAUUUCUUCACCACUAUUCUGACAAUGUGAGAAAAAUCAAUGAUACUCGUCAUGGUAUUCCUUCAAAUUAAAAGUUAUGAAAACAGAUGUUUCACUGUCCCAGUCCAAAUCCUUGAGGAAACAAUUACAAACUCUGACCAUAAAACAUCCAGAAAUCCUUUUUGAUCUUCACAACAUUACAGUUCACUAAGAUUUUCUAUUUUUCUUCUCUGUUCAUUUCAUUUUGUGUCCCUCAUGCUAAGCGUACACAAAGACAUCACGUGACUGCAGCCCGUUGCACAACCAUCCUGUCAUUCUCGCCUUUAACAGUCUUAAUGCACCAGUGUACAUAAAUAAUGACAACUUAAUGUGCAGAUGUUGUAAAUAAAGGGCCUUGUUUUUGUAUUGUGACAUAGUCCAAGAUUUUAACCUGUGGAAUUACGUGGGAAAGGGAAAAAAUAGGAGAAAAAACAGUGGAUAUUUGGGGAAGAAGGUGGGGAGGGAUUUUAAAAAAUAGCAGGGAGGGUGACUUUUUCCACUUGUAAAGAAACCUGGACGACACAGUAGCUUCACACAGUUUGAAUAGUUGUACAACACCAGCAAGUGCUUGAUUAUUCUAACAUCUCCAUGAACAUUUGGAGUCCAGAGAGAAUAAUCCAGCACUUCCCAAUGAGUUCAGUUGUUUGAAAUGUGUUUGGAUAUAAUGUUGUCUUGGUUUGUUGUAUAGUGUCUUGCAUGUUCCUCCAUAUAUAACUAUAUUAUCUUAGUGUAGUCAGUAGAGUAGAAACCAGCAAAAUAUUAAAAAACUGCAUCAGCAA